CUAAGUGAGAGCCAUGGAGGCACGGUUAACUCUGAGUAACUCUUGCAUACGUAAUACAAUUUUCUCUCUUUUCCUCCUAGAUACACGCACACUAGUGUGUUCUCUCUCUCUCUCUCUCUGUGUCUCUCUCUCUCUCACUCCCGUACGCUCCCUUGCUCGCAUUAUCUCUCUGACUCCCUUCCCCCACUCCCUUUCAGUGACACAGAAAAACGAAUGCCACCCCUCGCUCUCGCUCUCUCGUUCUCCCCCGUCCUCCAAUGGCACAAACACCCUGGUCUCUCAUUCCACCCGCUCUCACUUUGUUUUUAUUGUUUAUUUGUAAUCCCCCUCUUUUUCAGUCAAAUCACCCACGGUCAUGGAAUAUCAUCUCUCAUUCUCUCCAUCUCUGCUUUUUCUCGUUGUUGUUGAAUCAUGGUGUUGACACUAUUUUGCAGUCUCUACUCGAAACUGGUUUUGCAACUCCCCUCUCCCUCUAUUCAUCGCUCACCCUCCCUCCCUCUCUCCAUCCCUCCCUCUUUCUCUCACGCUCACUCACUGUCCAGUUGACAACCCAUCUUUUUUCCUAUUCACAAUAUCUUUGUUGCACCCUCCAUCCUGCCCUCCCUCCUCUCUUGCUCUCAGUAUCCAUCUGAGAGCAAGAGUGGUGUGCUUAUUUGCUUCUGCCUAAAUAUAUGUGCAUCUCUACCUCUUCCUCUCUGCACAACACAGCCAAACACUGCCCUGCCUAACUACACAGGAGAUUUCUUCAACAAAUAUUUUGUGGAUUUUUUGUGCAGAAAUCUGAAAUGAUGAGUUUUUUUCCCAAGAGGAUCCAGCGUUGAUGGUUGGCAACGGUAUACCUCAGUGAGUGUGUAGAUAUUUGACAGAACAACGGUAUACCUCAGUGAGUGUGUAGAUAUUUGACAGAACACCAGAGAAGAGCAAGAGAUAGCAGAACACUCUCCCAACGCUACAGUCAAAGUUCCUUUCAACAGGGUGGAGGAGGGGGGGUUAGGUGAUAGACUAUGGCUGCCAUGGCGACCGUGCCCAGCUACACCCCUUCGCUAUGGGUGAGGAUGUGCCAUGCCCUCCCCCGGCUGGACCUCACCAUGACGAUGAGAGACAACCUCUUCAUCCCCGACAGCUGGGAGUACCAACAGACUCUACUGGUCCUCUCUAGUCUCUCGGCCAUUGCUCUCGUUCUCUCCCUCCUCGUCAUUAUCUCCUUCCUUAUACACUACUGCUGCUGUCGCCGUGGUGACCGGAGCGAGGGAUCUGAGGAAGAGGAGGAGGAUGAAGAGGGCAGCACGGGCCACGGCUAUAGAGGCAAGAAAGGGCGGGGUAUCUGCUGCGUCACCUGGGUGUCGGUGGCGGCUGUCACACUGUGCUGUGUUGCCAUAGGCGUUGGUUUCUAUGGCAACAGUGAGGCUAAUGAUGGGAUAUAUCAGUUGACCUCAUCUCUUCUCACAGCCAAUUACACACUGGCUUCCAUCGAUCUGCUGGUUUCAGACACAAUCUCUGGGCUACAGCAGUCCAUCGCUGGGCCCCUGACCACUAUGGAGGAGCUGUUUACAGGCAGUAAGCCUUAUUUGGUGUCCACCCGGAACUGUAGGAGACUGUCAGAGAACGUGGUGUCCCUGCUCACCUCUCUGACCAUGGCUCGCUCCUCUGACGGGGGUGCCUGGAACAGCAGUAACAAUAGCGGAGAUCCUCCCAUAGCAGCCCUCACCCCUGUGCCUCCCUCCAUGGCCCCCACAGUGGCACCAGUCGGAGGGGUCAUGCCAAGCCCCUUCUCCCCUGGCUGGGCAGCCAACACACUGAUGGUCAACGAGGACUACAGAUGGCUGUCCUACGUGCUGCUGUUGCUGUUGGACCUCCUAGUGUGUCUGUUCAUCCUGCUGGGGCUAGCCAAACAGGCUCGCUGGCUCCUCAUCCUGAUGACGGUGCUGGCCUGGCUGGCUCUGUUCCUGAGCUGGGGAUCCCUGGGCCUGGAGACUGCCACUGUGGUGUCUGUCAGUGACUUCUGUACAGAUCCUAACACCUUUGUGCUCAACUCCACCCACUUCAACUCUGGGACCAGCUCAGACGUGUUGGAUUAUUACCUGACCUGCAGCAGACGUAUGAACAGCCCUUUCCAGCAGCUGCUGACCCAGUCACAGAGGUCCCUUUCCAGCAUCCACACACACCUAUCCAGCCUGGACCGGAAUGCUCUCCCACAGGUCCCCAAGGCAGAGAAGUCACUCAGGGAGGUUCAGCAGAUUCUCAAUGCCACAGAGGGCAACUUUCACCAGCUGGUGGCGCUACUCCACUGUCAAGGUCUCAACAAGGAUUAUAUUGACUCUUUGAAAGGCCUGUGCUCUGAUGGGAUGGAGGGAUUGCUCUACCUCUCUCUCUACUCUUUCCUUUCGGCUCUGGCCUUCACUGCCAUCCUCUGUUCCCUGCCCGGCGCCUGGAGAAGCUUCCCCAGUGAUUCCGAGGAGUAUGAAGAUUCGGACAGCGAGAGCGAGGACCCCUUCACUUCCCAUCAGGCACGUAGACAGCCGGUCGCGGGGUCUCAGCGAGGGGCCUUGCCCCCCUUCUAUAAUUACCAGGGAGGCGGGUGGACUCCUCCCUUUUCUAGCGCGCCACCCCUCCCGACUCCAAACGUUUCCUCCAAUGGCAACCCUGGCUAUGAGAGCCUACCCCUGACUGACAGGCAGUCCCCACCCCCCUCUUACUCUCCCAGCAUGCUGACUGGUUACGGGAGUAGUCAAACACACCCCAACUCCGCCCAUUCAAGGAACCUGUAUUCACGCUAAUUUUUUUUGUUUAAAAAAGUACAGAUUUUUUUCCCGUUUUUUUAUGAAUGGACACUUUACUGAGAUGAAGAAUAAAUAACUAAUCCCCAAAAAUGGAGCUUUAGAUGUAAAUUAAAGGUGCGUAACAUCAGUACCAAGAAGGUUGAAUGGCCUGCUGUAGAACCUCACAGUAAGCUAAUGUCAGAUAGAUACAGUAGGUAGCAUGAUUAUGAAGACGUCUGAACCAGGUUCACUCGGUCAAAGUCACCCCUUACAAUCCCCCUUGUCUGUCCAGUGUCAACAGUUGCGAGGCGAGCCAGAAUGGUAUUGACGUUAUGACAUUGUAGUUCUAUGUUUUUUAAAUGUAGCACCAAUUUAUUUUCACGUUUUUAUAUCUAUAUCUUGUUGUAGAGAAACACUGACACAUAGAAACAAGACACAUUUUUGGGUGAAUGAAUAUGCAGUCUCCUCACUUGGUAUUCAACGUGCAAUUUUUAUUUGAGUUACUUUUUAUAGGUGAAAAUUCUGUACCUCCCUUGUAUUACCUUCUGAUACUAUACUGUACAUUUCACUGUUGAUGACAUUAUCUAAAUCAGGGAUGGGCAACUCCUGUCCUUGGGGCCAGAGUGGUGAAUAAACUAAUUGCAUUCUAAACUGAAGAUCAUGAUUAGGCGAUUAUUGGAGUCCGGUGCAGAAGGGACACCAAGUCCCCAAGGACUGGAGUUGCCCAUCCCCUCAUGAAACUUUGCUCUUAAAAAGAACAUUCAAGAGAGGGCUUCAGUACUUCCUCUCUGUAGGCUGAAUGGAGAACUACAUCUCCCAUCCAACCUCGAGACCAUUACAGAACUACAAAUCCCAUGCAAUGACAGCAGGCACAUAGCAAUAAAACUCCUGCCACUGGUGCUGCAGUAGCUCUACCGUAAAUAGCAAUAAUAACUAUAUAGCAGUGGGUUUCUGAGGUCUCUAUAGGAUGUUAUGUACAUAUGUGAUGUCAGAUUUCAUUGAACACCCUCCCUGCCUACUGACCUUGUUAACCCUUGAAUUGCGUUUGUAUGGUAUAAUCAAUGCUCCUUUUGAAUGGCAUCCUUUUUCACUCCAGAGUCUAAUAUAAAUAAAAUAAUAACAAUGAA
Molecule: messenger RNA, 3886 nt
Organism: Oncorhynchus mykiss (rainbow trout)
Lineage: Eukaryota; Metazoa; Chordata; Actinopteri; Salmoniformes; Salmonidae
Source: RefSeq, a predicted model, not a curated record